Parnassius apollo (apollo) is the source of this 4536-nucleotide messenger RNA. The record is from the annotation of a GenBank genome assembly. Lineage: Eukaryota; Metazoa; Arthropoda; Insecta; Lepidoptera; Papilionidae.
AUGGCAAGUGAGGAUGUAAUCGAGUUGGGAUCUUCUGAGGAUGAAGCUGAGCCACCGGCACCCAAAAAAAUCAAACCGCUACCUAAUGCUAUGGUACAUAUCCCGAACAAAUUACGUGGAAUAACUAUAAAGCCAAUGGUAACUAAUUUACCCCACAAACAUAAAGUAUUUAUGGGCAAGUCACUAUCGGUUACAAAAUUGCCUCAAUCUACGACAGUUAACUUGAUACAGAAUACUAACAGACACAAUGGAAUACCUUUACAUAAGUAUGUUUCGAAACCUAUUUACAGAAAAUUAAUGACGGACAAGCCAGUACCCAAUCAAGAUAAAUUAAAUAUUAAUCCAUUUAAUAUUGCAAAUCGAGGUUCUGCUUUAUUGAACAGAACACCUUCAUCUAAAUUUAUAAAACGGCAAUUAAAAGUGCAAGAUCCAAAAGUGUUAAACAAUUUACCUUCAAGUAUCACAGUUAAAAGAACUCAAGGCGGGGGAAAAGUUGUACCAGUAGCCAGUGCGCAAACUGUAAAUAAAGUAACUGUAAAAAAAAAUUUAACUCUUGUUCCAUCGAAAACCCUUCAGAAAGAUCAUGGCAGUAGUAUAGGUGAUGUUUUAACUGUAGAAUUAGAUGAUGAUGAAGGUUCCCAAUCUUCUACAGCUACAGGUAGUCCACAGUGGUAUUUGAGGCCUGAAGAACAAUUGGAUGAAAAUAGCCUGGAACAGAAAAACAACAAAGAGCCUGAGGCAAGUAAUAUGAUAGAAAUUUUAAUAGAAGAUAGUCCAGUGAAACCUUGCUUACCAAAAGAUUCACGUGAAGUAAGUAAUGAACUAUUUAUAACAAUCGAGGAUAGUCCUAUUAAACCAUUUAAUGAUGCAUCACCAGCUUGUGACAGUGAUAAUGAACAAGACAAAACCAAGGUUCCUCUUAGUAAAAAGAAGCUAAAUUAUCCAGAUAAUAAAGCAUUAAAUGAAAAUGAAAUGGAAGCAGAUAAUGAUUCUACUGUGAAUAAAUCUGAAGUUAAUAAUGAUACUGAAGAAGAUAAAGUUGAAAAUGAUUCAGAAAAUGUAGUUCAACAAACUAAACAACUUGAUGAAAAUAAUAAGCUAGAAAAUACAAAUUCUCCCACAGUUAACCCAAUAAUGGUUAAAAAAGAUAAUUCAUUGGAAAGUGAUCUAUGUUCAAAUGAUAAGAGCAUAGAAGUACCUAGUAAAAAUGUUAAGUCGGUAUGCAGUAAUGAAAAUAGUGAAUUUCACCCAAUUUACCAAAAAUUCAUAGAUUUAUGUUUUGAAUUAGAAAAUUCAGAUGAUAUGAAUAAAAUAGUUGAGAAAAAAAUUAAAACAUAUUAUAGACAAGUAUCAAAAGAAUAUGUUGAAUCGGAAGAGUUUAUUGAUAUGGUAUCAACAAAAAUAACAUUAAUGAAGGCUGGUCCUCAGAAGAUGUUUUUGUACAUUAAGGAUAUAGUUGAUGAAUUAAAUUUACAAAGAAAAAUGGCAAAAUCACAACCUUUAUUAGAAAACAAAAAGGAGUCUGUAAAAGAGUUGAAUAAGGAUCUUUUUGAAGAAGACAAACCACAUGACCGUAAACGUCGGAGACAAAUCCAUAAACUAGAAAAGACAAUCAAAAAACUUCAUAGAGCUAUACAAAAAUUGGAGGAACAGGAGGUGGAUUUUGAUGACGAAGAGGAUUCAGUUUAUCUAUUGACUGAAAGAUAUAAGGAGAGACUAGUACGUGUGUAUGCAAAGUUUUGUCAAAUAUCUAAUACAAAAAUGCCAUCUGAACCACGGAUUCAAAUAGAAUGCCGGCCAGGUCAGCCAUCAGGCCCUGCAAGAAAGCUUGAGAAGUGGAUCAACAAGAAAGUACCCAUUGGAACACCACUCCCAUUCCCAGACUUCCAUGAUGUACUUAAAUGCGUGAGAGAAGCUAACGAAGAAGACCAACUGGGUUGGAAUGAGGCCGAUAUAAUGGAGGAAGCUCGCGAUCUUUUCACAAGAUGUGGUAAAAAGCUGCAAAGACGAAGACAGGAAAAUGAAUGGAGAUUAGCUGCUUCACGAAUAACGCAAGAUGUGGACCCGGCUGAACAGAAUGAAAUGUUGAAAAAGAAAUUAGAUGAAAAUAAGAUGGUCGCAGCUAAAAAAGAGACUGAACUUUUUAACAAGUAUGCAGACAAACAAAAUCUUUUAAAAUUAGAGGCUGUAGAAAUUGGUGAUAAAGAAGCAGAUGAAUCACCCGUGGAGAGUGAAGAGGAUGAAAUUAAUGAUGAUAGUAAUUCGUUAGAAGAUAGACAAAAGAGAAAAGAUCGACUGCGACGACUUUUGAACGAAAAAUCUAAAAGAGUUACUGAUGAAAAAGUUAGUGAUAGUAAGAAAGAGUCUGAAAAGCUUUCCUUGCUAAGCGAAAGUGAGACAGACAAUGUUAAAGCAUUGCACAGCAAGGAAGGAUGUGAACCAGAUAACUGUAGAGAAAGUGAAAUAAAUGACAACAUCGAAAAAUGUUAUAAGAAUUUGAACACGAGAGAGAGUGAAGUUGAUAAAGAUAAUAAAAAUCUAACGGAAGUAACUUCAGAAGGUGUAAAACGAAAUAAAAUUCAACAAAAUGAAUCUGCUACUGAUACCGUUGUUGAAGAUAUAACAGAUAAUAAUAACAAAAAUGAAAAUACAGCGCAUGAAGUAAAUGAUAUGAAGACUACCGGUGAGAGUGAUUCCAUUACCCCUACAGAUAUGAUAAAACCCGAGCCUAAAGUCUAUGAUACUGAACGCGUAACUUUAAUAAGUGAUGAUUCUGAUGUGGAUGAACUCAAUUUACUACAAAAGUUACAUUCGGGAAAUGAAAUAUCAUCAUCUGAUUCAUCAGAGUAUGAUUCACCAAUAGCUAUUUCAGACACGCUAGAAUCAAAUAGCGAUUCAGAAGACAAUGAAACUCAUGAUGUUAUAAGUAUUGAAAAUUCCAGUUAUUCUGAAUCUGAGACCGCCAAAGAAGACAUUAUGUUAUCAGUUAAUGAUAUUGCAGAAAAGUGUAGUAAAGUAGGUGAAGAUGUUGUUAUAUAUAAUUUAGAAGAUGAAUCGCAGAAUGCCGAUAGUGUAGAUUCUGUAGUUGAAGCUGAUAAGGAAUAUUCCGAGAAAAGUAAUAAAGAUAAUGAUGAAAUGGAGGAUGUCCUUUUGGCUUCUUCUGAAGAUGAAGACAUUACACAUAAAGAUAUAGAUUUAUCGAAAGGUGGCAGUGGUUAUAUUAACUUAAAGGAUGAUGCAAUAUCUAUUGAAUCUAAUACAGAUGAAGUUCCAGAUGAAAAAAGAAAUGAAAUGCUAAAUGAUGAUUUAAAUGACGGUAAAUCCGAUUGUAAUGUCCAUAUACACUAUCAGGAAGAUGUUUCCGAAUUAAAAAAUAUAGAAAAACAUGGUGAUGAAUCAGAAGAAAUGGAUAUUAUUGAGACAACUCUAAACGAAGAUCAACUUCAAGAGCCCUCUGCACCUCUGCCCUCAGCAAACUCUGAUAUUAACUUAAAGGAUGAUGCAAUAUCUAUUGAAUCUAAUACAGACGAAGUUUCAAAUGAAAAAAGAAAUGAAAUACUAAAUGAUGAUGUAAGUGACGAUAAAUUUGAUUGUAAUCUCCAUAUACACUCUCAGGAAGAUAUUUCCCAAUCAAAAAAGAUAGAAAAACAUGGUGAUGGAGCGGAAGCAAUGGAUAUUACUGAGACAACUUUAAACGACGAUGAACUUCAAGAGCCCUCUUCACCUCAGCCCUCAGCAAACUCUGAUAUUAACUUAAGGGAUGAUGCGAUAUCUAUUGAAUCAAAUACAGAUGAAGUUCCAGAUGAAAAAAGAAAUGAAAUGCUGAAUGAUGAUAUAAAUGAUGGUAAAUCUGAUUGUAAUGUUCAUAUACACUCUCAGGAAGAUGUUUCCGAAUUAAAAAAGAUAGAAAAGCAUGGUGAUGGAUCAGAAGCAAUGGAUAUUAUUGGGACAAGUCUAAACAAAGAUCAACUUCAAGAGCCCUCUGCACCUCAGCCCUCAGCCAACUCUGAUAUUAACUUAAAGGAUGAUGCAAUAUCUAUUGAAUCUAAUACAGAUGAAGUUCUAGAUGAAAAAAGAAAUGAAAUGCUAAAUGAUGAUAUAAAUGAUGAUAAAUCCGAUUGUAAUGUCCAUAUAUACUCUCAGGAAGAUGUUUUCGAAUUAAAUGAGAUAGAAAAACAUGGUGAUGGAUCAGAAGCAAUGGAUAUUAUUGAGACAACUCUAAACGACGAUCAACUUCAAGGGCUUUCUGCACCUCAACCCUCAGCAAACUCUGGGGAAAUCGGGGAAGAAACUAGAAUAGUCUGUAAUAGUCAGGAUGAGAUGGUUACAUGCGUUGAUAAUGCGCCACUUGACUGUUUAAAAGAUGCGAGAUCAAAGACUGUAGAAUCAACCGAAAAUGACGUAAACAUGAGUAAUAUUAGUAAUAUUGUUGAGCAUCAUUCCAAAAGUACUGAAUUAACGUGUGAGAAGAACGCUAAUGAUGUAGAAAUGCUGCUUCAAAAAAUGUUUGAUUCAGACAAAAACGCGAAAACAUAA